Messenger RNA from Lontra canadensis (Northern American river otter), 3136 nucleotides. RefSeq names its product cryptochrome circadian regulator 2 (gene CRY2). Bases 24 to 1811 code for a protein of 595 amino acids. The transcript is spliced from 12 exons. NCBI's taxonomy places the organism in Eukaryota, Metazoa, Chordata, Mammalia, Carnivora, Mustelidae. Gene Ontology annotation, biological process: entrainment of circadian clock by photoperiod; negative regulation of DNA-templated transcription; circadian regulation of gene expression. Gene Ontology annotation, molecular function: FAD binding; DNA binding. Gene Ontology annotation, cellular component: cytoplasm; nucleus. The record is from RefSeq and is a predicted model, not a curated record.
AGGCCUGAGCAGUCAGAGCGGUGAUGGCGGCGGCUGUGGUGACGGCGGCAGCGGCGGCCCCGACACCGGCGCCGGCAGCCGGAGUGGAUGGCGCCUCUUCGGUGCACUGGUUCCGCAAAGGGCUGCGGCUCCACGACAACCCUGCGCUGCUGGCGGCCGUGCGUGGGGCGCGCUGCGUGCGCUGCGUUUACAUCCUGGACCCCUGGUUCGCGGCCUCCUCCUCAGUGGGGAUCAACCGAUGGAGGUUCUUACUUCAGUCUCUGGAAGAUUUGGAUACAAGUUUAAGGAAACUGAACUCUCGCCUGUUUGUAGUCCGGGGACAGCCGGCCGAUGUAUUCCCAAGACUAUUCAAGGAAUGGGGGGUGACCCGCUUGACCUUUGAAUAUGACUCCGAACCCUUUGGGAAAGAACGGGAUGCAGCCAUCAUGAAGAUGGCCAAGGAGGCCGGCGUGGAGGUGGUGACUGAGAACUCUCAUACUCUCUAUGACCUGGACAAGAUCAUUGAGCUGAACGGGCAGAAGCCACCCCUUACCUACAAGCGCUUUCAGGCCAUCAUCAGCCGCAUGGAGCUGCCUAAGAAGCCCGUGGGCUCCGUGACGAGCCAGCAGAUGGAGAGCUGCAGGGCCGACAUCCAGGAGAACCACGAUGACACCUAUGGCGUGCCCUCCCUCGAGGAGCUGGGGUUCCCUACUGAAGGACUGGGCCCCGCCGUUUGGCAAGGAGGAGAGACAGAAGCUCUGGCCCGCCUGGAUAAGCAUUUGGAACGGAAGGCCUGGGUUGCCAACUACGAGAGACCCCGAAUGAACGCCAACUCCCUGCUGGCCAGCCCCACGGGCCUCAGCCCCUACCUGCGCUUCGGCUGCCUCUCGUGCCGCCUCUUCUACUACCGCCUGUGGGACCUGUAUAAAAAGGUGAAGCGGAACAGCACGCCCCCCCUCUCCCUGUUUGGGCAACUCCUGUGGCGAGAGUUCUUCUACACGGCAGCCACCAACAACCCCAGGUUUGACCGCAUGGAAGGGAACCCCAUCUGCAUCCAGAUCCCCUGGGACCGCAACCCCGAGGCCCUGGCCAAGUGGGCCGAGGGCAAGACAGGCUUCCCUUGGAUUGACGCCAUCAUGACCCAGCUGAGGCAGGAGGGCUGGAUCCACCAUCUGGCCCGGCACGCCGUGGCCUGCUUCCUCACCCGCGGGGACCUCUGGGUCAGCUGGGAGAGCGGGGUCCGGGUAUUUGAUGAGCUGCUCCUCGAUGCGGAUUUCAGCGUGAACGCAGGCAGCUGGAUGUGGCUGUCCUGCAGUGCUUUCUUCCAGCAGUUCUUUCACUGCUACUGCCCUGUGGGCUUCGGCCGCCGCACGGACCCCAGUGGGGACUAUAUCAGGCGCUACCUGCCCAUAUUGAAAGGGUUCCCCUCUCGAUACAUCUAUGAGCCCUGGAAUGCCCCCGAGUCCAUUCAGAAGGCAGCCAAGUGCAUCAUCGGUGUGGACUACCCCCGGCCCAUCGUCAACCACGCUGAGACCAGCCGGCUCAACAUCGAGCGAAUGAAGCAGAUUUACCAGCAGCUGUCCCGCUACCGGGGACUCUGUCUGCUGGCAUCUGUCCCUUCCUGUGUGGAAGACCUCAGCAACCCGGUGGCAGAGCCCAGCUCGAGCCAGACUGGGAGCGUGAGCAGUGCGGGUCCAAGACCACUCCCCAGUGGCCCAGCGUCCCCCAAACGCAAGCUGGAAGCAGCCGAGGAACCACCGGGUGAAGAACUCAGCAAACGGGCCAGGGUGACAGAGUUGCCUGCCCCAGAGCUGCCGAGCAGGGAUGUCUGAGACGGCAGCGCUGUAGCUCCGUGAGCGAAGCCUGGGAGCCCGAGCAGCCUCCGCGGCAGCAGAGUGCGACCUGCAGGAAAGCUGAUCACCGGCAGAGACUAGACUGAGCGAACAUGUGUGCUUGUGUGUGCGCGUGUGCGGGGAAGGAGUGGUGUGCGUGUUUGCGUGUGCAUGCAUCUGUGUACACUCUCGUGAUUCUGAGCACGGCUUGGGCUGGGAGAGCACGUGUAGCACCUUCACCUCAGCCUCCAGACGCCAGGCUGGAGGUCAUGGCAGUGACUUUCAGCCAAACCUGUCCCUGGGAGCCAGCUACCUGGUCUGAAUAGGAGAGUGGUAGGACCCUAGCUGGGACUCUGGCGCCUGCUCCACCCCACCCUGACCCUGAGCCCUUCCUCCCUGUCUCAUCACAUCAGACUGAGGAGCAGGAGGACAACAUUGCUGGCUUUUGUCCAGAGCAUGGGAUUCUAGAAGCAGCCAGGGCCCUGCUGAGUUCCUGCUUUAUGACGCGGGAGGCUGGGCAGGCUGGAGGGGACAGAUGCUUUCCAGAUACAGUCACCUGGUCUGGCUUCUUUCUCAUCUGAAAAUUUCCUGCCACCGGGUCCUCCAGAGCCCUCCUCGGGCAUCUGGGCUGAACCUGAGGCUGUAAAUAGAUCUGAAAACAUGCCGCCAUCACAGGGAGGUACACUCAGAUACCGGACUCAUGUGCCAUACCCACAGUACUGUAGACGCUAGCCCAAAAAGUGCCCGCCUUUCUGGAGCUGAAAACCUAAAGUUAGGAAUUGAAUUGCAGCUUUUACUGUUCCUGCCUCAGAAGCUGAGCGCCAGCCUCAGCACUGACUGUGGAGACUCAGUGCCUCCACAAGGAAGAAGCCAGGUUCCUGGUGCCAGAAAGCCCCCUGGUUCCUCUAGCCACACCACAGUGCUGCACUGAGGUCAGCUGACACCCAGCCAGGAGCGCCAUUCUGUCCCGUGGUCUGUAGGCUUCUGGGGAAUGCCUGGGACUGGUCAGCAUCCAAGCUCCUGUGUCAGCUCUUCCAGUGGCCGGAUACCAAGGACCCCGGCAGGUGGACUCGGGGGGAACUGCCAGAGACCGUUGGGAGAUGUCCAAGCAGAGGUCUCAGCCAGCGCAUCGACCCUUCCAGAUGCAGCCGGUGGGAGGUUUGACCCAGAGAAGCCAAGGCCUUGCAUUCCGGGACUGGCCUGGCCUCCCACCUCAGCCCUCCCACUGUUAAAGGCCUGUGUUGAGAAGGACAUAAUGAAAAGGACUGUGUGGUCAGCUACAGCCAGUCUUCCUUCCACCCUGUGGCCUGCACGUGAGCCACAAU